AGAGUAUCACGGUGUCUCCUUGCAAACACCGACAACCCUUCCCCCUCUGAUCACUUGUAUCAGUUCCACCGCGCCAUUUCUAUAUAUCAUAUAAAGCCAUCUAUACCGCCCCUAUAACCCUCUGUCUUCACAGUGUUCUAUUCCAGAUAACUUACUGCACCGAUCCAACAUGACCUCAGACCCCAUAUCUUCUCAAAAAGCAACAAACUCUAGCCUUACCGCUUUCACGCUCACCAAUAUCUUUUUACCAGCAGUGGCUGUGUACUUCAGCUAUCCCUAUAUGACUUCUAUCCUGCGAUCCAUCGUUGCCGGUCCCCGUCUCCGACAUGGGGAAGCUGGCCUAGACCUCUGCUAUGUUAGCACAUCGCCCACAAUAAUUGCUAUGUCUGUGCCAGCCGCAGAGUUCCCUAAAAAGGCAUAUCGGAACCCCCUCGAUCAAGUCGUCAAGUUCUUGGACAGCAAACACGGUCAAGGCUGGCGGAUCUGGGAGUUCAGAGCCGAGGGAACGGGUUAUAAAGAUGAGGAUGUAUUCGGAAGGAUUUUUCAUGCCCCGUUUCCGGAUCAUCACCCGCCCCCGUUUGCUCUUGUGCCCGCUGUUUUGGCGAGUAUGAGGAAUCAUUUGAAGGGAGAAGGGAGGGAGAAUGCUGUUGCCGUUAUUCAUUGCAAAGCCGGCAAGGGUCGUAGCGGUACCAUGUCAUGUGCCUAUCUUAUCGGGGAAGAAGGUUGGUCCGCGGAUGACGCUCUGAAACAUUACACAACAGUGCGAAUGCGUCCUGGCUUCGGUGAGGGCGUGAGUAUCCCGUCACAACGACGCUGGACACGUUACAUAGAACGUUGGGCACGGGAGUUGAACAAACAAUACCUAGAACGGACGAUUCGGAUAGAAGAAGUGCACAUACACGGUCUCCGUGAAGGCGUGCGCGUAGCUAUCCAAGGCUUUGUGGAUGAGGGCAAGGAAAUCAAAACCUACCACACAUUCACACGGGGGGAACAAAUCACACUGGACUCCAACGAGACCAGCUCUUCCAGAAACGCGAUACUCAAACCGAAGCACCCGGUGAUCUUGCCGGCGAACGAUAUCAACAUCGACUUCGAAAAGAGGAACAUCGCAGCCUAUGGUUGGAGCAUGGUCACCAGCAUCGCCCACGUAUGGUUCAACGCAUACUUUGAAGGCGGUGAGGACAGCGGGCUGUUCGAGAUCGAGUGGGAAGCUAUGGAUGGGAUAAAAGGGACUUUGAGAAAAGGAAUGCGUGCGUUCGAUAGAUUAAAGGUGGUCUGGUCUGUCGACAGAAGCACGGAACACAUCGUUCGGGAGCCAUCGGAAGGGGAACCAAUCCCGCAGCCAAGAAGAGCCGAGACUAAGCUGCUGCACGAAAGGAAUCUAGGGUUAAAAAGGAAGGAUGAUACCGCUUCGCCAGCCUCUGGUAGCAGUGGUGGUAGUGGGGUUAGUCUAGUCAAUAGCACAGAGCUGCUUAAAGCCAAAGACUCCUAAGAGAACCACGUAAAGUUGGCUACCCCCACCCGAGAGCGAGGAGGAACGGUCAAAAAGAGGGAGCAUAGAAUUGGCUCGUCGGAAGGGAAGAAGAGGAGCUAUGGCAAGGAGUGUGACCAAUAAGCUAGCCAUGUAUAAUAUUAACAUUAAUAGCCUCCA
Messenger RNA from Tuber melanosporum (Perigord truffle), 1651 nucleotides. RefSeq lists its product as uncharacterized. Bases 383 to 1492 code for a protein of 369 amino acids. The record is from RefSeq and is a predicted model, not a curated record. NCBI's taxonomy places the organism in Eukaryota, Fungi, Ascomycota, Pezizomycetes, Pezizales, Tuberaceae. Gene Ontology annotation, biological process: negative regulation of cell population proliferation; phosphatidylinositol dephosphorylation; protein dephosphorylation. Gene Ontology annotation, molecular function: protein tyrosine phosphatase activity; phosphatidylinositol-3,4,5-trisphosphate 3-phosphatase activity. The transcript is spliced from 4 exons. Gene Ontology annotation, cellular component: cytosol; nucleus; cell projection.